Molecule: messenger RNA, 1041 nt
Organism: Cladophialophora yegresii CBS 114405
Lineage: Eukaryota; Fungi; Ascomycota; Eurotiomycetes; Chaetothyriales; Herpotrichiellaceae
Exons: 2
Coding region: 1-1041 (346 amino acids)
Molecular function (GO): arylformamidase activity
Source: RefSeq, a predicted model, not a curated record
AUGGCCGACUACAGCAAUUUGCCCGACUUUGAUUCUCUGCCGAAGGUCGAAGGUAUGCCCCAGGGUUGUGCCUGGGGUAUCUUUGACAAGGACGGCAAGAAAGACCACCUCGGGUGCCUUAAUCUCCUCACCCCUGCUGUUGUGAAGGAAGCAGUCAAGGAAGUGCAAGAGGGGAUUUCUGUAUCUUUAAACUGUAGCUUGGCACUGAUUGAGACUCCUGGAUUUGCUCGGAAAGGCUUGGUUCACAACGUGCUUUCGUUCAUGGACAGUCCGAACCCUGCUCUUAGACUGCAUGGAUACGACGAUGAGGUCGAGUUUAACACGCAGGCUUCAUCUCAGUGGGAUAGCCUUGCACAUUUUACCCACCAAGCAACAGGUUUGGGGUAUAAUGGCGUCAAGCCUACCGUCGAUUCUCUGAGACAGCCCUUUGGCAAGGUGGACUUGGAGAAGGCAAUUCCCACUCUGAAUCACUGGCAUGAGCGGGGUGGCCUUGUUGGCCGAGGUGUCCUGCUUGAUUACCGAGCGUAUGCUGUCGCUCACGACAUCCAGUUCAACUGCUUUGAUAACGACAAGAUCUACGUCGAGGAUCUCGAGAAGGUUGCAGAAUGGGAAGGUGUUCAGCUUCGACAAGGCGACAUCCUGAUUGUCAGAACAGGUUUCACGGAGGAACUGGCAUCGGCAAAAACUGGAGAGGAGCAACAGAAAUUACUCAGCAGUCACAGAACAUGCGGCGUAUACGGAUCAGUGGCGACCGCAAAAUGGUUUUGGAAUCACCACUUUGCAGCUGUUGCGGGUGAUGCGAUUGCCUUUGAGCAAGUCCCUCCUACACUAGAGGAUGGGAGCGAGGGUGCCAUUAACCAGCUGGUCUUGCACCAGUACUUCUUGUCUCUGUUCGGUCUCAAUAUCGGCGAGCUUUGGGACCUGAAAGAGCUCUCGAAGACAUGUGCCAAGUUCAAAAGGUACAGCUUCUUGAUCACAAGCAUUCCACUGAAUAUUCCUGGAGCCGUUGGCAGUCCCCCCAACGCACUGGCUAUCUUUUGA